Messenger RNA from Salvelinus fontinalis (brook trout), 2497 nucleotides. Its product is annotated as cilia- and flagella-associated protein 70-like. Gene Ontology annotation, molecular function: protein binding. Gene Ontology annotation, cellular component: extracellular exosome; motile cilium. Gene Ontology annotation, biological process: cilium assembly; cilium movement. The transcript is spliced from 17 exons. The record is from RefSeq and is a predicted model, not a curated record. The annotation marks the transcript as partial. Lineage: Eukaryota; Metazoa; Chordata; Actinopteri; Salmoniformes; Salmonidae.
CAGGCUAAGAGAAACAUCAGUGUUCUGAGAGAGAGUAUCAGGGCUCCGGCCACCCAGGGCCGAGGUAGGGCCCCCUCCUCCGUAGGCUCCUGCAAGGCGAUCCCUAGUAAGCUGUUUGACGGCGGUCACAAGGGCGGGAAGGACACCAAGGAAUUGCCCAAAAGGCCCGGGACACAGGGGAAGUCAGCACCCAUUGGCUCUGAUAGUGUGACUCUGGUUGAAACUGAACAGCAGCAACAAGUGAACACAGAGGGUCAGAUGUAUGCAGAUUCCAGAACCUACAUCAUCAUUGAAAUCGCUCUUGAGAAGUCACUGGUGCCAAAGAGGUCACCGGAAGAGUUAGCCAAAAGGGUGAUGGAGCUGAUACCUCCCAGAGCUCCUUUGCCUCGCAGACCUGCUGGAGCAGAGAGAGCUGUGCAGGAGUACCAGGCCCAGAUAGCCAGUGUGGCAGGCCAGGUGUUGGAGCAGUACCAGCAGCUGUUCGGGCCUGCCUUCCUGCCCGGAGAGAAGCCUCUGGACCCAACCAGCCAGGAGCAGCGCAAGACCAAGCUCCUGGGAGAACUCAACUAUUCUGGGAAGUACUUUGCUUUCAAGGAGCAGAUUAAGUACUCUGUGGUGCGUAUCGUGAGGGAGAAGAUGCUGCGGACCGAGGCCUUCUCAGAUCCUGAGCAGCUGCAGGCCUUCCUCAGCCAGCUCUAUGUGUUCCUGGUGGACGAGAUGCACGUCGCCCUCAACAAGACGUUGUCAGUGGAUGCCCAGGAGACUCAGCCUCGCCCCCUGGUGGACUGUGCCCAGCUCGUACACUUUGCCAAGGAGGCCCAGCUCAACGGAGACUACCAGCUAGCUGCCCAGUACUACCAGGAGCAGCUGACUCGUGACCGUAGCGACCCAGCCCACUGGUUUGACUACGGGGUGUUGUACAUGCUGACGGCUGACUACCAGAAGGCUGAGGAGUGCUUCCACUACGCUGUGUCCAUGGAGCAAAAACACCUGCCCAGUUUGCUUAUGUGUGGUAUCCUGGCAGAGAUGGAUGGACGCCUUGAGGAGGCAGAGACAUUCUUUGAAGGAGCCACGUGUGUGGACCCGGCCAAUGUGGUGGCCUGGACUCUGUUUGGCCUGUUCUAUGAGGGCCAGGAGAACUCCAUCCAGACAGAGAUGGCCUUCCUGGAGGCCACCAAGCAGCAGAGGGCAGCCCUGGUGGUCACCCCACCCUGCAGGGUGGAGACAAGGGUGGAGUCACCAGACCUGGGGGAGGAGGAGCAGGAGGUGGCUAACUGUGAGUCGCUAACCAUCAAGCCAGAUGUGGAUGGAGACACAGAAGCCAGUGUGGUGACCGGGUCUCAGAGCUGCCAGGGCAGCAUGCCUGGGGAGGGAUACAAGGGAGGUGCUGAGGCUGAACCUAGUGCCAUGCGACACUUAGCAACCCCCACCAGACUAAACACCACCAUCUAUAUGGAGACAGUGCAGUUCCUGCUGCAGAACAACGCACUACAGAUGGCCCAGAGAGCGCUGGCCCAGGAGCUCUUGUGUCCAGAGGGGGGUCUGAGCAGCUCCUACCACCUGGCCCUGGCCCGCCUGCAGCUGCUCAGGGCAGAGUACGGCAGCGCCGAGUCCAGCCUGAAGGAGGCACUCAACGACAGCUUUCAGGACCCAGAUGUAUGGGCGUUGUUUGGGCACAUACACCACCUGACUGGGGAGUUUGGGAAGGCCCAGGAGUGUUACGAGAGGACCCUGGACUUUGUGACGGAUGCCACAGACACACACCCCAUCUACCUGCGCCUGGGAUCCAUCUACCUGCAGGAAGGGGAGUUUCAGAGGGCGAAAACAACUUACCUGCGCGCCUGCAAGAGCUCCCCCUCCUGCCUCACCUGGCUGGGACUAGGGAUCGCCUGUUACCGGCUAGGGGAGCUGACUGAAGCAGAGGAUGCACUGACAGAGGCCAACAUCCUGAACAACGGGAACGCGGAGGUGUGGGGUUACCUGUCUCUAGUUUGUUUGCAGACGGGCCGAAGACUUGAGGCAGAGCAGUCCUACAAAUACGCCCUGAAGUUGAACUUCCAGAAAGAGGCAGUUCUUCGUGAGAUCAAGGCACUCCAAGAUCAUGUUGGCUUUGGAAAUCCAUGUUUCUGAAGAACAACUGCCGGCACCAUCAAGGAUUUAGAUUAAAAAACAAAGAUGAAUUGUAAUUCUGGUUGGUAAAUACCUAAUGGUUGGCAUCGCAAAGUGACUGAAUUGUGGAAGGAAUUACACAUCAAUGACAUCAAUGAGACACUUGUCUCCAUCUUCAGCUAUAUCUGAUUAAAAGUUGUUACUUUUGCAUAAUGUAGGAUAUAAUAUUGUGACACAACAAAGAUGUGUAGAUCCAGAGAGAGUAUCUGUCCAAUGGUGGAAAAAGUACUAAUUUGUCAUACUUGAAUUAAAUUAAAGAAACCUUGAUGAUAAUGACUAAAGUGAAAGUCACCCAGUAAAAUAUUGCUUUAGUAAAAGUCUACAAGUA